AUGCACUCCCUUUUCUCUCUUCUGGCUUUGAGCUCCGUUGCUGCUGCCUUGACUACCACAAAGUCAAUGGUAUGUAAUGCCGACCUUUGCCUUCGCUCUAUUCGUGCGACAAACACACCUGGUCGUCUCGCUCAGGGUGUAGCCGAUUGUAGCAGCUUUCUUCGAGCUACCGUAACUCCAGCCACGUAUACUUCGACAUCAACAGUGACGGUCGAAAGUGUUAGUGUCACCACAAGCACUUCAACCAAUACUGGAACCGUAUUUACUACACAAACGCUGUACAGUGUGUUCGGUGGGAGCGUCAUCACUCCAGCACCGAGAGCAACAGUUCAGAAACGUGAUCUUCGCAUUGCUAGUCCAAACACUGUUUCUGACAAGAUCGUUGCUGCUUUACCUGUCCCAAACCUCGAGAAGAGACAGCAAACGGUCAGCCCAUCUGUGAUUCCAGCUUAUGCCUCUCCCUGCUCUGGCGCAGUUCGUUACUCGAGCGCAUGCUCGUGUGUAGGAGCUACGGCGACUACGAUCACUGCGGCUACCCCGACAACAGUAUUCAUUACGACCAUGACGACCAUCUCUGUUUCUACUGCAAUAGCUAGCGCUACCACGACCACCACGAUCACGGUCCAGACUACAUCAGCCGUCUGUGUUCCACCAUCCUACGGUUACGACUAUGUUGGUGGUUACACAUCUUCCGGUCCAGGUCAGGGUAAUAUAGGCGCAACCUUCCCAUCAUUCCCCGAUAUCAACGACCAACAGGGAUGUUGCGCCAAAUGCUUUGAGACACCCAACUGUUUCAUCUACUAUCUGAGCGGAGGAUGUUCAUUGUACGUCCUCAACUCUGCCCCAGUCACAAGUGGUUCAGACCAAUGUCCUGCUGGUGUGGCUUUGGAAUAUACGUCCUCGGGGAAUUUGUUUGGGCUGGGAGCUUGUGCAGUCUACGCGGGCUCGGGAUGA
Messenger RNA from Aureobasidium subglaciale EXF-2481, 954 nucleotides. RefSeq lists its product as uncharacterized. Bases 1 to 954 code for a protein of 317 amino acids. Lineage: Eukaryota; Fungi; Ascomycota; Dothideomycetes; Dothideales; Saccotheciaceae. The record is from RefSeq and is a predicted model, not a curated record. The transcript is spliced from 3 exons.